Molecule: messenger RNA, 520 nt
Organism: Drosophila biarmipes
Lineage: Eukaryota; Metazoa; Arthropoda; Insecta; Diptera; Drosophilidae
Product: lipopolysaccharide-induced tumor necrosis factor-alpha factor homolog
Exons: 2
Coding region: 1-315 (104 amino acids)
Molecular function (GO): zinc ion binding
Source: RefSeq, a predicted model, not a curated record
AUGCUCCCCUUCAUGCCCAUCGUAGCCGCCCCCGCCCCUGCCGCUCCCGCUCCCACCGCCUCUGCGCCCCCCACCUUCAAGUACAUCCCCGUCGUUGGUCCAAGGGCCUGUACAGUGGUCUGUCCCAACUGCAACCAGCAGGUGACCACCCGUGUGACCUACCAGUCUACCACCAGAACUCAUAUGAUAGCUCUGAUCUUGUGCUGCCUCAGCUGUUUGCCCUGUGCUGUUUGUCUCUACUGCACCCCGUGCGCCAGAAACUGUGACCACCACUGUCCAGCCUGCAAGGUCUUGAUUGCCACCUACGAGCGAUAAAAACUUCGGUCGGAAGUCGUCGGUUUUGCAGAUAAGCAAUCUUAUGCCUUGGAAUUUUCACCAAUAAAGAAUUAAAAAAAAGUUAAAGUUUUGUUUCACAAAAACAGUAAACGAGUUCUAGGAAAAAUCUUAUCUUUUGUGGGAAUAAUCAGUAUCAUUUUUUAUACAAUUGGAAUGUCUCAGAUAGAACUUGCAAUAAUUAUAA